Messenger RNA from Theobroma umbraticum, 662 nucleotides. RefSeq names its product histone H4. The record is from RefSeq and is a predicted model, not a curated record. Gene Ontology annotation, molecular function: DNA binding; structural constituent of chromatin; protein heterodimerization activity. Lineage: Eukaryota; Viridiplantae; Streptophyta; Magnoliopsida; Malvales; Malvaceae. Gene Ontology annotation, cellular component: nucleosome.
AAUAAAAUAAUGCCAUGUCAUCGAUCCAACAUUAAUACAAAUCCCCAAAGCUCAACCGUUCAUUCACCAUCGACGGCCCAAAACUUUCCCCCAGAAGAGUACACAAGGAUCGAUUCCCGUUCAAAGCUUCCUUAUAGAUACCCAACCACCACGCCCCUUCCCUUGGCUCUGAAGGUCACCAAAUCAAGCUAUCUCAUAGUCUUUCAGUUGUGCAAAAAUGUCUGGGCGUGGCAAGGGAGGCAAAGGAUUGGGAAAAGGAGGAGCAAAACGGCACCGUAAGGUCCUCCGCGAUAACAUCCAAGGGAUCACAAAGCCAGCCAUCCGCCGUUUGGCUCGCCGUGGCGGCGUUAAACGUAUCAGCGGUCUUAUUUACGAGGAGACGCGCGGCGUCCUCAAAAUCUUCCUUGAAAACGUCAUCAGAGACGCCGUUACCUACACCGAGCACGCCCGCCGCAAAACCGUCACCGCCAUGGACGUCGUUUACGCGCUCAAGAGACAAGGCCGUACCCUUUACGGGUUUGGUGGUUAGGGUUUUUUAUUAUGGUUCUGUUUGGUGGAAAUUCAGGAAUGAAAAAUAUCAAUGGUGUUUUUGAUGCGAAAUUGUCUUUAUCAUUUUUAUCAUAUUUGUUUUCUUUAAUAUAAUUACAUUCCAAAUUUUGAUA